This is a messenger RNA of Nematocida parisii ERTm1, 216 nucleotides long. RefSeq names its product 30S ribosomal protein S28e. Gene Ontology annotation, cellular component: ribosome. The record is from RefSeq and is a predicted model, not a curated record. Gene Ontology annotation, biological process: translation. Lineage: Eukaryota; Fungi; Microsporidia. Bases 1 to 204 code for a protein of 67 amino acids. Gene Ontology annotation, molecular function: structural constituent of ribosome. The transcript has a single exon.
AUGGAGGCAGUAUUAGAACCAGUAUUAGCACAAGUAACAGAAGUAAUGCAGAGAACAGGACCAGGAGGUGGCUGUCAAGUAGUUAAAGUCAUGAUUGUAUCUACAAAAAGGUCAUUAACUAGAGUAAUUGAUGGACCAGUCAGGAAAGGAGACCAUGUCUAUUUAUUAGAGGCCGAGAGAGAUCUCAAAGUAAGUAGAAGAUAAGUAAUAAAUUAC